Molecule: messenger RNA, 793 nt
Organism: Musa acuminata AAA Group (dessert banana)
Lineage: Eukaryota; Viridiplantae; Streptophyta; Magnoliopsida; Zingiberales; Musaceae
Product: protein translation factor SUI1 homolog
Exons: 5
Coding region: 212-553 (113 amino acids)
Biological process (GO): translational initiation
Molecular function (GO): translation initiation factor activity; RNA binding
Source: RefSeq, a predicted model, not a curated record
UUUAUAUUGUACCGUCGACUUCGGCAACUCUUUCGAUAUAUAAUAGAGGGGAGUGGUUUCAACACUCUUUUGUUCUGCUUUUGCGUGUGAUCUCCGCGAGAGUCGUAUUCCAGUCCGCUGCUGCAAGGUAAGAACACGAAAAAGAUCUGGUCGUGGCUCUCGAAGCAAGUUAGCUUUUGUUUCGACGUUCCCUUCGACAGUUGCAGUGUUCAUGUCUGAUCUAGAAGCACAGAUCCCAUCUGCUUUUGAUCCUUUUGCUGAUGCAAAUGCUGAUGACUCUGGUGCCGGCACAAAGGAUUAUGUGCAUAUCCGCAUACAGCAGCGGAAUGGCAGGAAGAGUCUGACCACAGUGCAAGGACUCAAGAAAGAGUUUAGCUAUAACAAGAUCUUGAAGGAUCUGAAAAAGGAAUUCUGCUGUAAUGGUACUGUGGUUCAGGACCCAGAGCUGGGCCAGGUCAUUCAACUUCAAGGUGAUCAACGAAAGAAUGCUUCAAAUUUCUUAGUUCAGGCUGGAAUUGUGAAGAAGGAGCACAUUAAAAUUCAUGGUUUCUAAGCAGUUGCGUAUCGGGCUCAAGUAAUUUACCAGUAAGACAUAUAUCAUCUAGCUUGCCUCUGGUUGAAUGGUUCCAGACACUUUGCUGUAGCUGUAGGAGAGCCCACUGCCGGAUGGAUACUCUCUUUAAACAUAUAUUUAUACAAAGGACAUAGUGUGUGUUUAAAUAUCUUUGCUGUAACCUUGUUUAGAUAUCUUGGGAGUGAUAUCGUUCAGUGUGGUUAGCACCUUUGCUUUGCA